This is a messenger RNA of Lemur catta (Ring-tailed lemur), 977 nucleotides long. It is a transcript of the gene ENDOG, whose product is annotated as endonuclease G. NCBI's taxonomy places the organism in Eukaryota, Metazoa, Chordata, Mammalia, Primates, Lemuridae. Gene Ontology annotation, cellular component: nucleus; mitochondrial inner membrane. The coding region runs from base 4 to 903 and encodes 299 amino acids. The record is from RefSeq and is a predicted model, not a curated record. Gene Ontology annotation, molecular function: metal ion binding; RNA endonuclease activity; nucleic acid binding. Gene Ontology annotation, biological process: apoptotic DNA fragmentation. The transcript has 3 exons.
GCCAUGCGGGCGCUGCGGCUCAGCCUGAGCCUGGCGCUGGGCGCGGGGCUGGGAGCGGCGGCCGAAGGCUGGCGAUGGCGGCGGGCGGACGCGCAGGCGGUGCCGGGGCUGCUGGGCCGGCUGCCCGUGCUGCCCGUGACGGCGGCGGCUGAGCCGCCGGCUGUGCCGGGGGGACCGGCGGGCCGCGGCCCGGGCGAGCUGGCCAAGUACGGGCUGCCCGGGCUGGCGCAGCUCAAGAGCCGAGAAUCGUACGUGCUGUGCUACGACCCGCGCACCCGCGGCGCGCUCUGGGUGGUCGAGCAGCUACGGCCCGAGAGGAUCCGCGGCGACGGCGACCGCCGCUCGUGCGACUUCCGCGAGGACGAGUCGGUGCAUGCGUACCACCGCGCCACCAACGCCGACUACCGCGGCAGCGGCUUCGACCGCGGCCACCUCGCCGCCGCCGCCAACCACCGCUGGAGCCAGAAGGCCAUGGACGACACCUUCUACCUGAGCAACGUCGCGCCCCAGGUGCCCCACCUCAACCAGAAUGCCUGGAACAACCUGGAGAAGUACAGCCGCAGCCUGACCCGCAGCUACCAAAACGUCUAUGUCUGCACAGGGCCGCUGUUCCUGCCCAGGACGGAGGCCGAUGGGAAAUCCUAUGUGAAGUACCAGGUAAUUGGCAAGAACCACGUGGCGGUGCCCACGCACUUCUUCAAGGUGCUGAUCCUGGAGGCGGCAGGUGGGCAGAUUGAGCUCCGCUCCUACGUGAUGCCCAACGCGCCUGUGGACGAGGCCAUCCCACUGGAGCGCUUCUUGGUGCCCAUUGAGAGCAUCGAGCGGGCCUCUGGCCUGCUCUUUGUGCCAAAUAUCCUGGCGCGGGCGGGCAGCCUCAAGGCCAUCACUGCCGGCAGCAAGUGAGGGUGCAGCCUGGAGACUGUGGACUUGGGGGGGUGGAGCUGGGUCUCAUUAAAAGUGGUUAUUUUUGGAAACAA